AUGCGCGCGUCGAGCGCGGCGCGCGCGUCGGCGUCAGACGCGUCCGGCGCGACGCGCCGAGCGUGGGAAAUCUCCAAGAAGGGCAAUUUGCAAAACUUGAAACUCAACGAACGCGCGGCGCGAGAAGCGCUCGGGCCGAACGAGUGCAGAAUCGCCGUCCGAGCGAUCGGUUUAAAUUUCGCGGACGUGUUUACGGUGCUCGGGCUGUACAGCGCGGCGCCGGAAGGGACCUUCGUGCCCGGUCUCGAGUGUUGCGGCGAGGUGGUGGAGACGGCGAGCGGGUCAAACUACGUCGUCGGCGAUCGGGUGAUGUGCGUAGUGCGGUUCGGCGCGUUUGCGGACGAGAUUAAUUGUCCGGUGACGCAAAUGCGAAAACUACCGAAUGGAUGGAGCUUCGAGGAAGGAUCUGCGUUUCUCGUGCAAGGUUUGACGUCGUACUACGGCCUGAAGGCGCUCGGCGACGUUCGCAAAAACGCGUCGGUGCUCGUUCAUUCCGCCGCGGGCGGUUGUGGAUUACAGAGUUUAGGGAUAUGCGAACGGGUCGGAGCGAAGGCGAUCGCGGUUAUUGGAAACCCGUCAAAAGUUGACACGCUCAAGGAACGAUUUCCAUCGCUCAAGGCGAUAAUUGUCCGCGAUCGUAAACGGUUCGCCAAGCAAGUUCGUGACGCGUGCGAAGCUAUCGGCGCGAGUGAGGGCGUCGACAUCGUUUUCGAUGCGACGCUUGGUGAUUUCUUCCAAGGUGGUUGGGAGAAUUUGGCGCGAGGUGGUCGAUACGUGGUGUAUGGCGCCGCGGAUCUCACACCGCGGGGAGAUUCAAUUGGAUUGUUGGGCUGGAUUAAGCUCGCGUGGAAGUUCGUGCGACGACAGAAAGUCGACCCUCUCAUGCUUCCCGGUGAGAACAAGGGCAUUUUGGGGUUCAAUUUGAUUUGGCAGUUUGAUAGGCAGGAAGAACUCGCGCGAUUGUUGGCCGAGCUCCUCGCGCUCGAUUUGCCCGCUCCAAAGGUAGGCGCAACGUUCGAGUUCAGCCAGUUGCCUGAGGCCUUGCGUUUGUUUCAAACCGGACAAACGACUGGCAAGGUCGUGGUGAAAAUCUAG
Messenger RNA from Ostreococcus lucimarinus CCE9901, 1095 nucleotides. RefSeq lists its product with no specific name. The transcript has a single exon. Lineage: Eukaryota; Viridiplantae; Chlorophyta; Mamiellophyceae; Mamiellales; Bathycoccaceae. The record is from RefSeq and is a predicted model, not a curated record. The coding region runs from base 1 to 1095 and encodes 364 amino acids. Gene Ontology annotation, molecular function: oxidoreductase activity.